Messenger RNA from Neurospora tetrasperma FGSC 2508, 3178 nucleotides. RefSeq lists its product as uncharacterized. Gene Ontology annotation, molecular function: DNA-binding transcription factor activity, RNA polymerase II-specific; zinc ion binding; DNA binding. The record is from RefSeq and is a predicted model, not a curated record. The transcript has 4 exons. The coding region runs from base 1 to 2985 and encodes 994 amino acids. Lineage: Eukaryota; Fungi; Ascomycota; Sordariomycetes; Sordariales; Sordariaceae. Gene Ontology annotation, cellular component: nucleus. Gene Ontology annotation, biological process: regulation of DNA-templated transcription; DNA-templated transcription.
AUGACUGCCUUGAGCCUCGAGGAAGGCUCCAACUUCAACAUCAAUGCCAAUCACAAUGGGUCAAGUCACCAUACCCGCGCUGUCUCUGUCAGGCCUCCACCACGGAAAAGAAGGAGGAUAGUCAUUUCUUGCACAGAGUGUCACCGGAGGAAACAGAAGUGUGACCGCAAACUUCCUUGUACAAACUGCAUCUCCCGCCAUAGACAAGAUGACUGCCAGUAUGAGUCUGGAGCUCCCACCGCCAAAGAAACACAACGGUAUCAGCAGCAGCCAAAGCGAGCACAACGGACCAGCUCCAAUGAGACUGAAACAGUAAUUCACGGAGCCGGGCUCGAUGAGAAUAGGGGUAGCAUCACGGAGGGACAGUGGUCAGGAGAAUCCUCCACCGAUGACAGCAAUGACCACCAACACAUCCCCUCCAACGUUGCCAACAUCGCCAACCUCGGCUACUCGACCACCGGCGCUUCGACCUCCACCCUCAGUUUCAUUCACAAGAUCGAGAAUCACUCCGAGUCAUCCUCAUUACCUCACCCAUCCUCCACACUCCCACUGUCCAACGGGGAUGGCCGAGUGUCUACAUCGCCAACUGACAUUGUCAACCGCUACAAGUCUUUGAUCCGUCAGCUACCGGCGAGGAUAUACAUCGAGAGACUGGUCGAUGUUUACUUUCGGGAUUUCAACUGGCAGUACUCCAUGCUGGAUCGAGACAUAUUCGAUGCUCAGCUAGAGGAGUGGUAUAAAAUCCCGUUUAAUGUGUUUAACAAUGGGGGCCCGGGGGCAAUACCGCCGGAUUUGAGGGUGUUUCCGGCGUUGUUGUUUCAAGUGAUGAGUAUAGUCAUGUUAAUUUUGCCUGAGAAGACUGGGAAGGGGGCUCGGGAGGAGGUGGUAGCGGAUGGUAGGGAUGGGGAGGGCAGUGGUAGUGAAAAGGGAAAAGUUGGGAGUAAGCGGACGGCAAAUACGGGAGUCAAAGGAGGUGUGGAUUUUGAGGCUCUCAAGUACGCUGGAAACAUGACGUUCGAGGAUCUAGCGAAGGAGUACAUUCUCGCUGGGUUCGUGAGGGCUGCGUUUCUGAAGUUUGUCGCAAUGGUUCCCGAAGCUUGGCACGCAAUAGGCACCGCCAUCCGCGAUGCUCAAGAACUCGGCCUCCACCGCUCCUCUCUCGACCCUCGUCCUCCCCCUUCCGCCACCGCCGAAGCCAUCCUCCAAAACCAAUGGGAAAUCCAACGCCGCCGCAAAGUCUGGCUCAUUCUUGUAACCUGGGACAUCCACUGCGGUGCUACGCUUGGCCGGCCCUCCACCAUCGACCUAACCACCAACCCGCCAAUCCUACCCAUCGACGUCGCUCUUCCCACCACCACCACCACCAUGACCAACUGCCGCUCUCCUACACCCAUCAUUCCCCGCUCCGAAGAAAACGACCCCCCAACGCCCCUCACUCGCAUCCUCUGGACCUACAAAAUCACCCUCCAACUCGUCUCCAUCCUGGCCCUAGAGAAAGAAGGUCCCUGCCCAGCGUCCUUUUCCAAAGUCGAUCUUCUCCAUCAACACUUGGUAGAUCUCGAAAACUCUAUCCCUUCCUACUUCCGCUUACACAACCCCGACACCCGCUUCGACUCGCUGCCCCAAUGCUACUGGAUCCCCUGGGCCCGCGCCCUCCUGCCGCAGCUGACCGCCUUCAACUUUAUGGCCUUGCACCGUCCGUAUAUCUUUGCUCGCCCCUUGUCUCGCCAGCUAGCAGUCGAAAGGGGGUGUUUGGCCAUGCUGAGAGCGCAACGAACGCAUUUUGAAAUUUUGAGACGGGAGAUGAGGCAGAAUACGUUUACCUUGUUUUUUGGCACGUUUGAUGCGAUUGUGUUGAUGGGGGCUGUGUAUAUUCUUUUUCCGAAGGAGAAGGAAACGGGGGAAAUGGUGGGGGAGGUGGUGCAGCAGUUUAAGUGGGCGGAGGAGCGGUUUGAGGAGAUGAAGGAGCGGAAUCCGUUGGCGAGGCAGGCGAGGGGGGUGGUGAGGGGGGUUGGGGAGAGAUUAGGGCGGGCGGUGGGUGUUGAUUUGGGGCAGAAAGGCGUCAGGGUUGGUGGUGGGAGGGGGGAUAGUCUGGUAUUAGAAGGUACAGCAGCGGCUGUUAAGCCUACCACUGUUGCCGUUGGUGGAAGAAGGAAAAGACUGGCGAGGCAGAGGGUUGUCACGUCUGUUACCACGUCCACGGUUCAAAAUGGGCUCUCGACGGCUUCCUUGUCAACAUCAGUACCAUCGGGUAUCGCUUCCAGGGCGGAUAGCUCAACCACCACACCUGCCACCGCUACCUCAACAACAACAACAACAACGGGAAUAACAACUCCAGAGUCCACCGCGCCCCCUUCCCUUGCACAAAGGCAGUUCGGUACAGCAACGUCCGAGAUCAACACCGCCAUCACCAACGCCUUUCAUACCUCUACUACCUUUCCAUUUAACCAUACCUCAUCCGAGACCAUCCCCAUCGACCCGAGUCUCAAUCCAGCCCUGUCCCCAGGAGUCGCAGAUUGGGCCGCCGCCGCUUCCACCAUGCCCUCCAUAUCCCUCCCGUCUCUCCCCGACGACUUCAACUGGACCCACAUCUCCCCGAUAUAUGCGACGGGAGACCUGGUCUAUAACGACCUGACGGGUUUUGUGUACGACGAGUUUGAUCCUGUCGUUCAUGAUGGCAGUAACCACUUGGUACAGAGGGGUGAUGGUGGUGGUUAUGAAGAUGGGUUGGGAGGAGUCGGCUUAGGGAAUGGGCUGGUUACAGGGAUCCCAAGUCACAUAGAUAUAGACAUGGACAUCGCCCCAGGCACGGGGGAUGCGGGAACAGAAGGUGACAUGCCUAGGUUGAUGGGAGUUGAUCAGGAUGACGAGAACAUUGGCGAAAGACAGAGUCAGAGUCAAAGUCAAAAUGAGGCGUUGUGGAUGUUUGAUGGACGGGGGAUUGGGGAGGGGACUUGUGUUUGGGGGUUGUUGAAUCGGUAUUGAUUGGCUGAUGGCUACCGGUUACUUGUCUGGGUUCAGCAAGGGAAAGAAAAGAAGCAAGCGAGGCGAGUGAAGCAGGUCCUGACGAGUACUGCUGGGUCUCUGGGUGGUUGAAAUCAGGUUGGGAGAUUCGGACAUGUCACUUUGAAAAAGACAAUUUGAAAAAAAUGGGACUCGGCACUAGUUUUUAUGUUUG